Molecule: messenger RNA, 1923 nt
Organism: Nicotiana attenuata
Lineage: Eukaryota; Viridiplantae; Streptophyta; Magnoliopsida; Solanales; Solanaceae
Product: DDB1- and CUL4-associated factor 8-like
Exons: 5
Coding region: 186-1607 (473 amino acids)
Cellular component (GO): Cul4-RING E3 ubiquitin ligase complex; cytoplasm
Molecular function (GO): protein binding
Source: RefSeq, a predicted model, not a curated record
UGUAGAUGUAUCUUAUACCUGCAAUGUGUCAAUUAUCCAAGCGUCCCCUACUGUUAACACAAAUACAUAUAUAAUAAUUUCCUACUAGCUUUUAAGAAAAUGUCAUGGUUUUAGUACUUUCUACUCUACCAAAUCCAAAAACUUCAAUUUCUAUAGUAGAAAAGGAGUAGAUUGAUUAAGGAGAGAUGGAGAGGGUGUACAAGGUUUCUGGUGGAGAUGAUUUAAUGGAGUUUUAUAAAAGAGAAAUUGGGUUUUCUCACCCCAGAAAUUUCUCUCGUCGAAUCUCUGCUUCUGAGGCUAUGGUCAAGCGACUGGAUUUAUAUGGCAAGUUAACCGGUCAUGAAGGAUGUGUAAACACAAUAGACUUCAAUGCCACCGGUGAUGUACUUGUCUCGGGUUCUGAUGAUAGAAGAGUGAUACUAUGGGACUGGGCAACGAGAACCUCAAAGCUGUCUUAUCCAUCAGGUCACAUGGACAAUAUAUUCCAGGCAAAGUUCAUGCCCUUCGCGGAUGAUCGUAAAAUAGUAACUGCAUCCGCUGAUGGUCAGGUGAGGCUUGGUUUAUUGCUGGAGAAUGGUCGGGUAGAAACAAAAAGAGUAGGUAAGCACCAAGGUCGUGUACAUAAGCUUGCUGUGGAACCAGGAAGUCCCUACAUACUUUAUAGCUGUGGUGAAGAUGGUUUUGUUCAACACUAUGAUCUGCGCAGUAAUUCUUCCUCAAAGCUUUUACGUUGCUCAUCAUUUGCGGAAAACAAUAAGCACUCGAGCAGCAUAAGGUUGAAUGGCAUUGUGAUAGACCCAAGAAAUCCUAACUACUUUGCUGUAGGAGGUUCCGAUGAAUAUGCACGUGUAUAUGACAUCAGAAUGUACCAAAUGGAUGCAAGAACCAGUUCGGAUAGGCCGAUCAACACAUUUUGUCCUCAUCACCUGAUUAAGACAAAUGAUGUUCAUAUUACAGCACUGACUUACUCAAACACAAGUGAAUUGCUGGUUUCAUACAAUGACGAACUGAUAUACUUGUUUCAGAAGAACAUGGGAUUGAGUCCGGCUCCUUUGUCUUUGCAAGGUGAAGACUUGGACAAGCUUGAAAAACCACAGGUUUAUUCAGGACACAGAAAUUCACAGACAGUUAAAGGAGUGAGUUUCUUUGGUCCGAAUGAUGAAUAUGUAUUGACUGGGUCUGAUUGUGGGCAUAUAUUUAUCUGGAAGAAAAAGGACGCCAAGCUUGUCCGCUUGAUGGUCGGUGAUAGGCACAUUGUAAAUCAGCUUAAGCCCCAUCCCUGUAUCCCUGUUCUUGCUACAUGUGGAAUAGAAAAGACCAUAAAGAUUUGGGCUCCCGCAUCCAAAGAUGUUACUCCUUUGCCUCCUGAUGUUCAAGAGAUAAUGGAAGCUAAUAGGCGAGGCCGAGAGGACCAUUCAAGGGUUACGCUGACCCCAGACAUGAUAAUGCAUGUUUUACGUCUGCACAGGAGGCAAGCACUGGCUUAUAUUGAGAGACGAGAAAAUUCGGAGGAUGUUGAUAGUGACGAAGAUGAAGGGGGAGGCGCUUUCGUGUUAGGAUUCUCAGAUGGUGAGGAGGGAGAAAAUUCCGAAUGCAGCAUUAGCUAGUCCAUAUGUUUCGUAUCCGCCAGCACAAUUUUCUUUUUCUGCUUUACUUCGCUCCUCGCUGAGGGCCAUUUUUACUUCUAUCAUGGCUCGGUCAGUUCAUGCAUCUUAUAGUGGUUGAGCAUUCACAUGUUCAGAGAAACAUCUUUCUUUAAAGAUGGUGCUGGCUGCCAUGUUCCAACAAACAUGGUUAAUAAGUGGGUGGUGUAAUCUGUAGCCACUAUCAAAUUGAAUAGUUCAUCUGUAAAUUCUUCUAUCCUAUCCUGGCCAAGUAUGAAAGAAUGGUUUAAUCUUAAAAGUUUGUUCCUUUUUCAGAAUC